AUGGCCAACAUGUCAAGGGUGUAUAAGAAGACCUCCUCCAAUGGGAAGCUUGCCAUCUACCUGGGGAGACGAAACUUUGUGGACCAUGUGGACAUGGUGGAUCCCAUUGAUGGUGUAGUCCUGGUUGACCCUGAUUACUUAAAAGGUCGAAAGAUGUUUGUCAUGUUGACAUGUGCCUUUCGCUAUGGCCAUGACGAUUUGGACGUGAUUGGUCUGACGUUCCGCAAAGAUCUGUAUGUACAGGUGCAGCAAGUGUUCCCACCUGAGCCCACCAGCCCCCAGGGGCCCCUCACAGUCCUACAGGAGCGACUGCUGCAAAAGUUGGGGGACAAUGCCUACCCCUUUACACUGCAGAUGGUUGUUAACCUGCCCUGUUCAGUGACACUGCAGCCAGGUCCCGAAGAUGCGGGAAAGGCCUGUGGGAUUGACUUUGAAGUGAAGAGCUUCUGUGCUGAAAACCUGGAGGAGAAAAUCUCCAAGAGAGACUCUGUGCGGCUGGUGGUUCGGAAAGUACAGUUUGCACCCCUGGAACCAGGCCCUGGCCCCUGUGCCCAGACUGUCCGGCACUUCCUUCUGUCAGCUCAGCCCCUACAACUCCAGGCCUGGAUGGACAGGGAGGUUCACUACCAUGGCAAACCCAUCUCUGUCAAUGUUUCUAUCAACAACCGCACCAACAAGGUCAUCAAAAAAAUCAAGAUUUCAGUCGACCAGAUCACAGAUGUUGUCCUGUAUUCCCUAGACAAGUACACCAAGACCGUGUUCAUUCAGGAGUUCACGGAGACUAUAGCUGCUAACUCCAACUUCUCUAAGAGCUUCGCAGUAACCCCGCUCCUGGCUGCCAACUGCCAGAAAGAGGGCGUGGCACUGGAUGGCAAACUCAAGCAUGGUGAUACUAAUCUGGCCUCUAGCACGAUUCUUCAGCCUGGAAUGAACAAGGAGCUGCUGGGGAUCCUGGUGUCCUACAAAGUGAGAGUCAACCUGAUGGUGUCUGGUGGAGGCAUCCUAGGCGACCUGAUCACCAGUGAUGUUGGUGUGGAGCUGCCCCUGAUCCUGAUGCACCCAGAGCCAUCACAUGAGGCUGCUAGCUCUGAGGACAUAGUCAUCGAGGAGUUCACUCGUCAGGAGCACCGUGGGGAGAGCCAGGAGGCUGUGGCGGCGGAGGGGAACGAGGGAAGCUGA
Molecule: messenger RNA, 1179 nt
Organism: Hyaena hyaena (striped hyena)
Lineage: Eukaryota; Metazoa; Chordata; Mammalia; Carnivora; Hyaenidae
Gene: ARR3
Product: arrestin 3
Exons: 16
Coding region: 1-1179 (392 amino acids)
Biological process (GO): G protein-coupled receptor internalization; visual perception; signal transduction
Molecular function (GO): G protein-coupled receptor binding
Source: RefSeq, a predicted model, not a curated record